CUCGUGUGACAUUUGAGUUAUUCGAAAUUAGCACAAACGUGCGAGUACUUUGGUGGUUGUCCCCCACGCGCAGCACAAUCCGCACGUUUCCGCACGCCACUUUCGCAAGUUCUGCGCUGCAACGCGGUCCCCUACAUGCUGCACUUUCAACUUACACCAAUACAAGUAUAUCUGCACGGUAACUCGCCGGACACGUCGGAGCAGGGCUUCUACGGAAGCUCCUCUCCCGCCCCCCCAGCCCGGCCCCCAUACCGACCAUGUCCGCGCCCGCCGCUGCCCCCGUCGCACCGGGCGGCGCACCCCUGUCGGGCGGCAGUGCUGACAGCCUGGGCGACCCGGCCCGCUUCGGCGUGCUGACAGUGAGCGACCGCGCCAGUGCGGGUGUGUAUGAGGACCUGUCGGGCCCCGCCAUCCUGCGCUUCUUCUCCGAGGCGGUGGCCAGCCCCUGGACGGCGCAGUACCGGGUGGUGGCGGACGAGCGGGCCGACAUCGAGGCGGCACUCAUUGACCUGGUUGACACCCAGGGCUGCUGCCUGGUGGUGACCACGGGCGGCACCGGCCCCGCGCCCCGCGACGUGACGCCCGAGGCCACGGAGGCGGUGUGCAGCCGCAUGAUGCCGGGCUACGGCGAGCAGAUGAGGGCCAUCAGCCUCAAGUAUGUGCCCACCGCCGUCCUCAGCCGCCAGACCGCCGGCAUACGCGGCCGCGCGCUCAUCAUCAACCUGCCGGGCAAGCCCAAGUCCAUCCGCGAGACGUUUGACGAGGUGUUCAAGUCCAUCCCCUACUGCGUGCAGCUUCUGGAGGGACCCUACAUCGAGACGGUGCCGGAGGUGGUGGCGGCGUUCAGGCCGCCCAACGACCGCCGCACAGCCAAGCCGGCGGCAGCGUGAGGGCGCAGGGAGGAGGGCGCAGGGAGGGAGGGCGCAGAGAGGGAGCGGCGCAGGGACGGUGCAGUGGGAAUGUGGGAUCUGGUUGGGGGAUGGUGAGAGUGGUGGAGCUCGGACGGGAUAAUUUUGUUGGGGUUGGCGCUUCUUGCACGUGCACGGGCCGGCGGGGGCUGCAGAGACGUUCUCGCCACGGAGCUCGAGACACGGGUGGCGCAUGAGUGUGGAUGUGAUGUGUGUGGUGUGUGGACGGCGAGCAGGGCUGGCGACUGCAUGCGCUCUUGCAGAGCGCCGGGCGGGAGCAUGAAUGGUGUGGAGGUGGACAGGGUGGGCAGAGGGUGGAGGAAGAGUGUAUGGGAGGAAUGCCGAGGGCUAGGACAGCUCCAAUACAUGACAGGCUGGGUAGACAGGUAUGAGGCGGUCACGCAGGGGACUGGAGCACUGGACAGAAGCAUUGGUAAUCGUGUUACAGUGGAGUGGGGUGCUGGGGCGCCCGCGAACGCAGCGGGCGCGGAUACCAGGCGCACAAACUGCUUUGCUCGUGAGACUGCUUUGGUGAAGAUCUGGCCGUGAAGAUCACCGCCAAGCCAACCCGUGAAGAUCUGUUUCCCCGA
Molecule: messenger RNA, 1498 nt
Organism: Chlamydomonas reinhardtii
Lineage: Eukaryota; Viridiplantae; Chlorophyta; Chlorophyceae; Chlamydomonadales; Chlamydomonadaceae
Exons: 3
Coding region: 258-890 (210 amino acids)
Biological process (GO): Mo-molybdopterin cofactor biosynthetic process
Source: RefSeq, a predicted model, not a curated record